CGAGGAUGAUCUAGCGGAUUUCCCCUGCAUUACCACCUGGUUAUCGGAGCUCCGUUGGAUCACUGAACUUGAAUGCAUGAGUAUACUUCAGGGAAAGCCACUGAGCCCCAGUGCUGGCCAGGACUCUCUAUCAUCCCAGGUCCAGACGUACAGAGAUGCUAUAGACAGAGUAAAAUAUGAGGCCAACAAAAUUACUGAAGGAUUUGAUACCUUAUUCAAGUGUUUUGACUCCAACAAAUGGACUGCGCUGAACCACCAGACAAUGGAUAUGACCUGCAACAUACGGAAGCUGAUCCAGCUGUGUAAUUCUCAUGUUUCAGAUGUACCCGCAUAUAUUCGGGAGCAACAAGAGGUUGUCAUGGGAGAAUCUGCUAAACUUGUUCAACAAACCACAAGUGCUGCAGAACACAAUCUGGUGCAUCGAGUGCCCCUGGUCAACCAGCUGACAUUUCUCGGACAGUCCUUCAGUCGACUUGUGGACUCAACCUUGGGCUAUCUGGUGCAGAAACUUGUGGAAAUGCUGGAGACUUCCACUGGGAUGUCAGCGCUUCACGUUGUCAUCAAUAACGUCAUCACUCUGGGACUGGAGGGAGAACACAUGUGUUAUCUCAUUUCUCGGGAAGGAGGUGUGCGAGCCCUGCUAGAUGUGUGUAGACGAGAAAAUGUGGCAUUUACUAGAUCAAAGGCUUUGAGAGCCCUGGCCACCAUCUGUUGUGCUCCUGAAUGUGUUGCUGAGCUGGAAAAAGAGAACGGCAUUGACCUGUUGCUAGAUAUUCUGACAGACUCCAGCGUGGUGGAGUCAGUCCAGGGAGAAGCCGCUGGUGUUAUUGCUCAGAUCACCUCUCCGGUUCUGGAUCAGAACCAGCAGUUGUGCCGGUUUGCCAAAAGCAUGCAGAUGAUAUUGACAGCCUUGUUGGGUUUGUGUGAAAGGACUGAGGGGCACGAGACAUUCCUGCUAUCUGCUGCUGCCAUUGCUAACAUCACAUUCAUAGAUCCGUCUGCCUGCGGUGUCCUUCAGGAAAUGAAAGCCCCCCAACUGCUUAUCAAAGCUUGCAUGUGCAGAAAAGCACGAUCUCUCUUUGCCAAAGAUCAGAUUGCCACCAUUUUAGCCAACAUGGCCGCUAUCGCAGGAUGCCAGGAAUGCAUUCGCCACUGCGGUGGCCUUGACCUUUUAGUCAGUUUUUUGCACCAGAAGCCUUGUCUGUUGUCAAGCACCGCGGAGAGGUCAGCCUGUGAGCGUGUGCAGCAGAAGGCAGCCAUUGCCCUGAUGCGUCUCUGCCAGGACACCAGGCUGACCUACAGUGUCAUCAGACAGAAAGGCAUUCCAAGAUUGAUAGAGCUGUGUCGUGACUCACAGGCAAGGAAUAACAGUGAUGCUGUCUUGGUGGCUUGUUUGGCUGCGCUGCGUAAAGUCUGUACUCUCUAUGGUCGCGAUGGCAUAUCCAGCCUAGACUACCAACAGCUCGUCACGCCACAGCUCAUGGACUCAUUCCUCAUGUGCUCCCACAGUGACGAGAACUUUGUGUGA
This is a messenger RNA of Candidula unifasciata, 1528 nucleotides long. Lineage: Eukaryota; Metazoa; Mollusca; Gastropoda; Stylommatophora; Geomitridae. The record is from the annotation of a GenBank genome assembly.